This is a messenger RNA of Caenorhabditis elegans, 1677 nucleotides long. RefSeq names its product OToPetrin-Like (gene otpl-4). NCBI's taxonomy places the organism in Eukaryota, Metazoa, Nematoda, Chromadorea, Rhabditida, Rhabditidae. The transcript has 6 exons. Gene Ontology annotation, molecular function: proton channel activity. The record is from RefSeq and is marked reviewed. Gene Ontology annotation, cellular component: plasma membrane; membrane. The coding region runs from base 1 to 1677 and encodes 558 amino acids. Gene Ontology annotation, biological process: proton transmembrane transport.
AUGUCAAUUAUUUGGCAAAAUUUACAAAAUCACUUGGCUCCGUACCUAUUUGUAGUAUAUGCAUUAGUCUGGACAUUGAUAAGUUUUAUGAUAGAACUAGGACCGACAUUUAAAACCAGUGAAUAUUGGUUUUCAUACAGUAUUUUUGGAUGCUAUAAUCUGUCUGUUUCAAUUGUUUUUUAUAUUAUUCUGGGACUGACAUCGUGGAAAAAGAGUUUUGGACAAUCAAAUAUUGUCGGAAUUGGAGCAUCUGUAUUUUUUCUUCGACUAGGAGCAAUAUUCUUUUCAAUUGGUGCAAUCGUUCUCUGGAGUAUUGAGCUUUUCCUCGCGUUUGCUCAAAGUGUUCGACCGUGGAUUUGUAUCUUGCGAACAUGUCUUUACAUUAUUUUUCAUGUUACUCAAGUCGUUUUUGUAUCAAUAAGCCAUCGAGUCGAAUUCCAUUAUCAUCGCAUGAUUGUUUAUUUUGGAUUAUCUCACACUAUUGCUGUGAAUCUUUGGAUUUGGGCUUCGUUGUGCAUCGCAAAAUCAGGAAUCGGAAAUAAUCAGAAUGAAACAUAUCACAUUGUCUUUGAUCAUCAUUCUCCAUGGGUUAUGCAUUCAACAGAUCAACCGAUUGUAGUUAAUUUAACUUUUGAAAAAUAUGAGUAUACUCUACGCACUGUUAAGUAUUUCGGAAGUACAUCAAUCAUAUUUCUCACCCUUAAUGUCGAAUUCUGCCUGAUCGCUUUUGGAGCAUGCCUCUGUCUAUUUUACACAAUAGCAUGGGAACCAAGUCUUCAUGACCACAAAAAGAAUCAUUAUAUUGGUUUUGACUAUCGGAAUACUGGAAUUGGAAUGUUACUUGGAUUUUGUAUGCUCAUUUUAUCAUGCCUCAGUGUUGCUUUUGGAAACAUUCUGCGUGAUAACGAUUACCAGAAGGCGGCUGGUGAAGUAGUUGGAAUAUUUCAAUUGGCAUACUAUUUAAUUUCAAUUUUAACAUGUGGAAUCGUCUUUCAAUGUUUGUUUAAGCACAUAAUUCUUAAUCAAGAAUUUGUGAUAUCUCCGAAUCGAGAUCUAAUGCCUCAUGAAAAGAAUAUCAAUAUAAUAUUUCUGUUAGUUGGAGUCUGUGGAGAAGUAAUGUAUUGUUGUAUGGGAUUGCUUGGAGUAAUUCGUGGUGAUCAACUGCUAGACACAAAAGGGAUUGUAAUUGCAUCAUUUCUUACGCGAGCAAUUGAAGUUUUGAUUCAAGCAAUACUUUUAUUUUAUCUUCUGAAGAAAGGUGGAAGUGUUGAACCAUGUGAUACUAUUGGAAAGCAAUCAAUUACAUUUUUAAUUGCAUUGAACAUGAUUCUUUUUGGAUUUCAUGCUAUAGAAGGAUCUAUUCGAACAUAUGGUUUCCCAACAAAGAUCGAUGAUACAAGCAAAAUGUUUCUCAAGAUCUGCUUGCCUCUCGUGGUUUUCUUCAGAUUCCAUUGUUCGGUCUGCUUUGCUGAAAUCUGGAAAGUCUAUUAUCAUUUGAUCCCGACGAGCCAAUCUUCGCGGCAAAGUGUAAUCGAAAAUACAACCCUAGAUGAUCCGACUGCUUCAGCCACUCCUAUUUCUGCUGAAGUUUUAAUCUCGUCAGAAACAAUUGAAACUAAUGGAGGUUACCGAGAUUUGAAUGAACUUUUCUAUAAUAGGCAACAUCUGCAAGCAUAG